This is a messenger RNA of Dacryopinax primogenitus, 1717 nucleotides long. Its product is annotated as cytochrome P450. The record is from RefSeq and is a predicted model, not a curated record. Lineage: Eukaryota; Fungi; Basidiomycota; Dacrymycetes; Dacrymycetales; Dacrymycetaceae. The transcript is spliced from 10 exons. The coding region runs from base 111 to 1661 and encodes 516 amino acids. Gene Ontology annotation, molecular function: oxidoreductase activity, acting on paired donors, with incorporation or reduction of molecular oxygen; monooxygenase activity; iron ion binding.
GUCACACGUGGUUGAUUAGAAUUUCUGAUAGCAACGUGGCAGGUAUUAUCGGACAGCCACUCUUGAACUUGCUUUAAUACUCUGUACAAGCGCGUGCUGGCCCUCUGUGCAUGUCAGCAAUGCUCACCUUCCAAAUAUCAUGGGGAACAGUAGUCGAAGCCGCUGCCGUGGCAGCCGUCAUGCUGGUUCUGUGGCGACAGGUUCGCCCAUCCAGUCGUCCGCCUCUUCCCCCGGGCCCUCGCCCAAUUCCACUUAUAGGCAACCUCAGCCUACCCAAGGACUACAGAGUCACGUUUCGCGAACUUGCGGAUAAAUAUGGCGAAGUGGUCAACUUCUGCAUAUUCGGCAAGAACCUCAUCUUGUUGAACAGCAAACGCGCUGUGACCGAGUUGCUAGAGAAGCGUGCCACCACCUCUUUUGGGCGGCAGAAGCUGGUCAUGGCUCACGAAUUGGUCGGUCUGAAAUACAUGUUCUCGCAAGUCAGCGACCCUGUCUUGCACCGGCAGUAUCGUCGCGUUUUCUCUGCCGUCUUCGGUCCACGCCCAUCACGCGCUUUCUGGGACAUACAAACUCUCCAGAUCCGCAAGCUCACCGCCAAGCUGUUAACAUCCACCAGUGAAUACUCUGCGCAUAUAGACAAGGCCACUGCAGCUAUUUCCUUCCUCAUCGCAUAUGGGAAGGAUCUAGACCAGGAAGAUCCCUCACUAGUGAAGAAGAUCCAUGGAUUUAUGGGACUCCUGAUGCGUCUUCAAGCACCGGGCGCUUUCCUAGUCGACUUGAUACCAGGGUUACAGAAGCUUCCCGAGGGCUGGCCUGGAACGAAGUUCAAGCAACAAGCUAAAGUAUGGAGGAAGGAGGUGGACGAGGUUAUGGAUGUUCCAUACCAGAGCGUCAAGCAGGACAUGGCUUCAGGAAAAGCCGAUCCGUCCUACACACUUAGUCUCCUGGAGGGCGCCGAUGGAAAAGACACCGACGAGAUCGUGAUCAAGUGGACGGCUGGUGCUAUAUUCAACGCCGGCAGUGACACGACAGCAGCCUCGAUCCACAACUUUCUGUACGCCAUGAUGAUGUUCCCGCAAGUGCAAGCCAAAGCCCAACAGGAGCUCGAUGCCGUCAUUGGCAGGGACCGCCUUCCCACGAUCGAGGAUCGAGACAAGUUACCGUACUGCUGGGCGAUGACGCAGGAAUCCCUGCGAUGGCAGCCAGUCGCCCCACUGGCCCUGCCUCAUCUCAUGCUUGCCGACGAGAUCUAUGAAGGAUAUCUGAUUCCUAAAGGAGCUAUGAUCAUGGCCAACGUCUGGCUGCUUGCCAGGGAAGAGAGGGAAUUUCCGGCUGCUGCCGAGUUCCAACCAGAAAGAUAUCUCAGCAAAGACGCCAAGCCGUCGGAAGAUGCAGAACAGACCCGAGGGCCAUCAUUUGGCUUCGGAUUUGGCCGCCGAGCCUGUCCCGGGUCGUACCUUGCAGAGGAUUCUCUCUUCGCUGCUGUUGUCACCAUCCUUUGGUCAAGCAUCGUUUCGAUUCCGGCAGGAUAUUCAAAAGAGACGCUAGAUCCAGGUUAUCCCAAGAAACCGGCCGUGCAUCGCCCAGUACAAUUUCCUAUCGAUGUGAAACGGCGCUUCCCGACUGCGCUAGAAAUGCUGAAGCAGUCGAUCCAUGAAUGAUAGCACGAUACACGUAUAGACUGUCCUGCUUACCUCCUUGAGUGAUAAUCCAUUCA